AUGAACGUGUCCAGUGUGGAUUUCAGUAUGGACACGGUGCCACUACGGCAGUCCUCCACAGCAAGCAUCGGCCGGAUCAAACCAGAACUGUACAAGCAGAAGUCAGUGGACUCUGAGGAUGAAGGGAAGCCUCCUGUGGAGACCUGUGGGAAACUCAGCUUCUCUCUCAGAUAUGACUACGAGGAGCAGGCUCUAGUGGUCACUAUACUGAAGGCGUUAGACCUGCCUGCUAAAGAUUUUUCAGGUACGUCCGAUCCAUAUGUAAAGAUCUAUCUACUGCCCGAGAGGAAGAAAAAGUACCAGACCAGAGUUCACCGAAAAAACCUUGACCCCGUUUUUGACGAGAGCUUCUGCUUCCCCGUGGCCUAUGAUGAGCUCUGCAACCGUAAGCUGCACUUCAGUGUCUACGACUUUGAUCGCUUUACCAGCCAUGACAUGAUUGGAGAAGUUGUGGUGGACAACCUUUUUGAACUGUCUGACCUUUCCCGUGAGGCUGUAGUCUGGAAGGAUAUCCAUGGAGCAACUAUGGAGAGUGUGGACCUGGGGGAGAUCAUGUACUCGUUGUGCUACCUCCCCACAGCAGGAAGGAUGACCCUAACAGUCAUCAAAUGCAGAAACCUCAAAGCCAUGGACAUCACAGGCUCCUCUGAUCCAUAUGUGAAAGUAUACCUGAUAUGUGAUGGACGGAGAUUAAAGAAGCGGAAAACUACCACAAAGAAAAGCACUCUCAACCCAGUGUACAACGAGGCCAUCAUUUUCGACAUCCCCCCUGAAAAUGUGGAACAAGUCAGCCUGUCCGUUAUAGUCAUGGAUUAUGAUAGGGUUGGGCGCAAUGAAGUGAUAGGUGUUUGUCGCUCUGGUCCUGACGCUGAGGGGUUAGGAAGAGAUCACUGGAACGAAAUGUUGGCGUAUCCACGGAAACCCAUCACACACUGGCAUGCGCUGGGAGAGUGGCCAGGAAGAGCAGCAAGCUUUGAAAGUCAAGGUUCGUGUUCUUCACCCAAACCGCCACAUACUCCAUGA
This is a messenger RNA of Knipowitschia caucasica, 1023 nucleotides long. The record is from the annotation of a GenBank genome assembly. NCBI's taxonomy places the organism in Eukaryota, Metazoa, Chordata, Actinopteri, Gobiiformes, Gobiidae.